AUGGGCUUCCCCUCGGCCUGCUUCUCCCUCCUCCGCCCGAAUUCUAUCUUCGAGAGGCUCCUGCAGAUAAAGCUCUUCCUCUCCGCCGCCCUCCUCGCGCCUCCCACGGCAGCGCCGCCCGCCGACGACGACUACAUCUACCGGCUUUCCUCGGCAGACCUCCCCUCGCUCCUCCCCGCCGCGGCGGCCCUGGCGGCCAUCAGGCGGCACCUCCGCCCGGCGCGUCCCCCCGUUCCGGCCGCCGCUGGCCGUCGCUGCGCGGAGGAGGAGGAGGAAGAAGAAGAAGAAGAGGAAGAAGAAGAAGAGGAACCGCUGUGCGCCGUGUGUCUAUGCGGCAUGGGCAGGAGGAAGGAGGUGGCGGAGCUGGGCAGCUGCCGGCACGCGUUUCACCGGCGGUGCAUCGACGGCUGGGCGGAUGAGGGGUGGCGCACGUGCCCUCUCUGCCGAUCGAGGAUGCCGCUGGUGGGGGAGGUCUCCGUCUUCUCCGCCACGUCUGACCAGGAGCCGCCGCCCGGCGACCGCCGUUGA
This is a messenger RNA of Spirodela intermedia, 528 nucleotides long. The record is from the annotation of a GenBank genome assembly. NCBI's taxonomy places the organism in Eukaryota, Viridiplantae, Streptophyta, Magnoliopsida, Alismatales, Araceae.